This is a messenger RNA of Ustilaginoidea virens, 813 nucleotides long. RefSeq lists its product as uncharacterized. The coding region runs from base 1 to 813 and encodes 270 amino acids. The transcript has 2 exons. The record is from RefSeq and is a predicted model, not a curated record. Lineage: Eukaryota; Fungi; Ascomycota; Sordariomycetes; Hypocreales; Clavicipitaceae.
AUGGCCCAGGGAUUUCUUUUUCCCCUCGUGGCGGAUGGAGCAAAACAAAAGCGGUGCAAAGAGAAGAUUGCAAGUAGGCACCAGACAGUUCAACCACCCGGCCUACCGCCAGUGAAGCGUGGAAGCAACGGGGGUGAAGCAGCGGGGGGAGGGAGUUGCAGCCUCGAGGAGAAGGGCCAAGGCGAAGGAAAAUCACAGAUCAGGACAAAUGAGGAGGAGAAGGAGGAGAAGAAGGAGGAGGAGGAGGCUGGGAGGAGGGAAAAAGGGCGCGAAGCUCGACGCGGGGAGCAACAUCCAGGACAGGGCCAUGUGAGGCACCGAAUGGCGGCAUCGGCGGUGACACCUCGCCACCUCACUGCCCGUUCUGCCCGUUCUGCCCGUUCUGCCAGUCCUGCCAGUCCUGCCUGCCAGCUGCACUGCUCGGCAAGCAUGCGGGACGGGUGGGGUGGGGUGGGGUGGUGGGGCCGUUGGGCACCUCUGGCUCUGGCCACUGGUCGGUCUGGCCAAGGUACCAGGAGGGGAGGUACGGAGUACGGAGUAGCCAGCCUCAAGCCCGUCCUGGAGUCCUGGAUCACGCACGAGUGGGGCGAGGCAUUCUGUCCUGCAGCUGCACCUGGAUGCGGCCCAGGAUCACCAUCACCACCACCACCACCACCACCACCACCACCACCACCACCAUCAACAUCGCCAUGCUACGGAUACGGAUUGGCCCGCCGCCCGGGCCAGUUGCCACCAGCCGGCCCCAGGUGGCAUGCUGGCUACAUGUACAGAUCAGCAGCUUUCGGCUCCUUCCAGACUCGGACCAAUGGCUGA